Molecule: messenger RNA, 2676 nt
Organism: Vespula pensylvanica (western yellowjacket)
Lineage: Eukaryota; Metazoa; Arthropoda; Insecta; Hymenoptera; Vespidae
Product: protein fem-1 homolog B-like
Exons: 11
Coding region: 675-2606 (643 amino acids)
Molecular function (GO): protein binding
Source: RefSeq, a predicted model, not a curated record
UUCUUUAAAAUACGCAUCACUUGUAGGUUUGAAUAGACCUACAUGAAUUAAGACAGUACAUUUAUAAAUGAACAUCACAAUGUCAAAUAUGCAAUAAAUAAAUUAAAAAACAAAUAUUACAGGAAUUAACAUAUUUAUAUCUACUCGUGUAACUUCAUAAACAUAAAAAAAAAACAGAAAGCUAGCUUGCGUCAAUACAUGCUGUGUGGCGUGUAGUAGUUGGAUAAGGGGAUAUUAAAAAGGAAUCUCCAAAAUAAUAUUCCAACAUUAUUUAAUCAAGUUUCUUACAAAUAUAAACCCAUGAAAAAAGUAAAUAUCAAUGAGAAUAUUAAUUAUUAAUAAUUGAAUAAACUUUAUAUUGUCGUGAGGUUUUAAUUGUUCAGUGUAAUAUGAGUACUAACGUGUAUUAUUUUAUAAGCAACAAAUCAGGUCUUUGUUAAGAGAAACCAAUUCUCUAUCGCAAAAGUGCAAGUCAUCGCUAUUUUUAUAACAUUAGGAUCGAUAUAUUUUUGUAUGUAACGGUUCUUAAAAUAGUUGUCUGUAGAACUAAUCCAUGUAUUUCUUGUGCGUUGAUUCUUAUAAACAGAAACAAACAUACGAGCUUUGAGGUUACGGCUCUACGUUGUUAGAAACUGGAGUGAUAUUUUUACUACGUAAUUGAAAAAAUAGAUUUUAUGAGUUCAAAUAGAUUAACGAAAAUGGGUGCUGUUGAGACUGCACAAGAAGAUACAGAAGUUUCAACAUCAUUGAUUAAAAGAGUUUAUUACGCUGCACGAGAUGGAAUGGCAAUUGUAUUGUAUGGUCUUCUUAGUGAUAAACCACCCGGACAUAUUGAUUAUCUUAUUAAUCAGAAAGUUUUGGAAGAUGGACAAAGAUGUACAUCUUUAAUAAUUGCAGCAAGAUAUGGACAUGACAGGGUUGUAAAGAUGUUGAUUGAUAAAUUUAAACCUGAUCUGGAACAAGAAGGAAUUGUCAAAUUUGAUGGAUAUGUUAUUGAUGGAGCUACUGCCCUUUGGUGUGCAGCAGGGGCAGGUCAUUUAAAUGUUGUAAAAACUCUUGUUAAAGCUGGAGCAGAUGUAAAUCAUCCAACCAAAACUAAUUCUACUCCUCUUCGAGCUGCAUGCUUCGAUGGACGGUUGGAUAUUGUUAAAUAUUUAAUAGACCAUGGUGCAAACAUACAUAUAUCUAAUAAAUUCAAUAAUACCUGUUUGAUGAUUGCAGCAUAUAAAGGACAUUUAGAUGUUGUGAAUUUUCUCUUGAAAAAUAAUGCAGAUCCUAAUGAAAAAGCUCUUUGUGGUGGAACAGCAUUAUAUUUUGCAGCAGAGUGUGGUCAUACACAAAUAGUUUCUGAAUUAUUAAGUUAUGGUACAAAAAUAACAAAAAAUGUGAGUGGUAUGACUCCUUUGAUAGCAGCUGCUGAACGAACGCGUACACCCGUAGUAGAAUGUUUGGCAGCUCGUACAGAGGUAACAAAACGGGAAGUAAUUGAUGCUUAUGAAUUACUUGGAGCAUCUUAUGCAAAUGAUAAAGAUUGGUACAACUUAACAUUGGCAUAUAUGUACUUGCACAAAGCAAUGAAAUUAAGAUAUAGUGAUCCUAAUGAUAUUGUGUAUAAAGAAUUAGGUGAAACAGUGAAAGCAUAUGAAAACUGGAAGGAAUGUGAUACAUUAGAAAAAUUAGAAAGUAUUAAAAACAAUCCCAAUGCACUUCAUAUGGAGUCUCUUGCUAUUCGGGAAAGAAUACUAGGAUGCAACAAUCCAGAAUUACCACAUCCUAUAAUAUUUAGAGGUGCUGUUUUUGCAGAUAAUGCAAGGUUUGACAGAUGUAUUGAUUUAUGGCUUCAUGCCUUAAAAUUAAGACAGUUAAAUAAUAUAUCUGCAGUGAAAGAUCUUCUUCGAUUUGCACAGGUUUUCUCUCAAAUGAUUCAUGUUGGAGUAGAUCUUGAUUUUUCUCAAGUUAUAAACGUAUUAGAAGCAUGUGUUACAGAAUUGGGACGUAAUAAAAGUAAAAUGCAAAAUCCGGAUCCCAUGGAUGGUAUUGACCAAUAUAUUUUGAUGACAUUAAACGAAAAAAAUUACAACGAAGCAGAUGUUUCUAAAGCCCACUAUUUGGUACACAAGUUAUGUGCAUUACAAGUUAAAAUGAGGGAUGGUCAAACACUUCUACAUCUUGCUGUUAAUUCUGAAACCCCAGUUGAUGAUUUUCAUACUAAUGAUGUAUGCAAAUUUCCCUGUGCAGCUACUGCAAAGUUAUUAGUACGUUGUGGUGCUGAUGUUAAUGCAAUGGAUGAUGAAAGAAAUACCCCACUUCAUGUUAUUGUUUGUUAUAAAAAAGCAACUAGUGAUUUUAUGACACUUUAUUCGAUAAUUAUGGAAUUAAUAGAGGCAGGUGCUCAUAUAGAUACUGUAAAUAGUAAUGGGAAGACUCCAUAUGAAUCCGUAGCAACGGGUGUGGCUGAAAUAGUACUACGUACUCAUACAAAAUUGUCUCUAAAAUGUAUGGCGGCAAAAGCUGUAAAAACAUAUAAUUUAUCUUAUUGUGGUAAUGUACCACGUUCCCUGGAAAGUUUUAUAGAAUUACAUGGACCUGGCCUUAAUCAAGGCUGAUUUAUUUUUUGAUCUCUCUGAUUUAUCGUGUGAACAAUUGUAUAAAAUAAUGCAAAAUAUUCCAACUAAA